This is a messenger RNA of Marasmius oreades (fairy-ring Marasmius), 1173 nucleotides long. RefSeq lists its product as uncharacterized. The coding region runs from base 1 to 1173 and encodes 390 amino acids. The record is from RefSeq and is a predicted model, not a curated record. The transcript is spliced from 10 exons. NCBI's taxonomy places the organism in Eukaryota, Fungi, Basidiomycota, Agaricomycetes, Agaricales, Marasmiaceae.
AUGUUGGAUUCGCUCGCAGCCACGCUUCAUUCUACGACCCUCAACCAACCAAGGGCACAUCUAGCUGGUCUUCCCGCCAGAGAACUGCAACAAAUACAGGCUCGACUGCCGAACCUCGUCGAUGUGAGGGAAGAUGCAAAGAUAGUUACCUAUACAAACGUAGCUGUCGAACUACUAAAAAAACCUCCACCCACAAAUGUUCAUGGAUUUGAUCAAGACGGAGAAGAUCUGGGGAUCGUGCAUCCAGCUAUCGCAUACCACUUUAUGCUUCCCCACUUGAAUCUAUUCGCGUAUUUUUGCCAUGAAGAUGAUGUUCCAGAAGAUUUACGGCCUCUUUGCAUCUGGGCUCUACAACAGAAAGUGGUUGCGUUGACUGAAUGUCCGGAUAAGCAGCUUCGGAGGAUGCUGGCUUCUCCAAAUGGAAGGGUGGACACACAAGCGAAACUUUUUAUGGAACUUCGAGUUAGAAGCAAGUUAUUUGCUCACCUCUUAUCACCGGGAAUCAACCUUCCAGACACGGCUCUUCCACAUAUCCAAGGAUGCAUUGAGUUAGAGGCAAAGUCAAAGCCGCAAGCUAAAGAUGCUUUUUUGCGUAACCCUGCUCUUUAUGUUCAGCAAGGUAUUGUACUGGCACGCACAAGGUCGCGAGACCCAGAAGUGAGGAAAUUUCUUGAAAGAGUUGUCAACGAUAUUGACAAAGUGAAUUCUCAGAAUGUGAAAAUGUUUCUCAUCCAAUCGAAGUUGUAUUUAUCUCGCGUGCUCCGGAGGAUGGGAGAGGUAGAGGAGGCUGUGGUACACGAGAAGUAUCUUAUAUCUUGGUUCAAGAAAAACCCUGAAGUAGUCCCAGACAAGAUCUUGCGUGAGUGGUUCGAAACGGAAAGCGGUCACGACCCAGUCUUUGAAGGACUUGGUGGUACAAAAUGGCUGCACAAUCGGAAAACAACAUGGAAGUCAGUGACUUGGCAAAGUCGAGCCUGUUUCAGGUGUGGUGUGAAGGAGACCCCUAUGAAGAGAAUGAUGCAGUGUGCUAAGUCUCAAAGGCAUGCCAGGUGGAAGACCACCCUCAUCACAAAAUUGGUUGCAUCGAACUCGCAGCUGAGCUCACAAGUUGACUUCUCCUGGAGAUGGGCAAUGUACCGAAGACUGGAUCAAAUACAGGAUGACUGGAUAUGA